AUAAAAACUGUCACAGAAAAUCAUAAAUGCUUUUGAUUGUAAUUAAAGAAAUGUUCAAAAAUUUGAGGUUAUACUCUUAAAACGAUUCAAAUUAACCCAAAUAUAAACUGUACCUAAUCCAAACAAGAGGAUUUUGAAUAUUUUAUUAAUAAACAUUAAAUCGAAUUUGCUUUUUCUGUUUAGUAUUGCCGCUCUUUUGUUAGAUCAAUUAGAUUACGUUUGAGUUACGUAUCUAAUCUCUAAAUUUCAUAUUUCCUUAAAUUAAUUGCAAUUAAAUAUAUUUGUGACAGUUUUUUGUAAGAUAUUCUACCCUUUUAAAUAUUUUCUUCAAUUAUUUUAAAGUGCGAAACAAAUCUGAAAUACCGACAAAAUUGUGAACUAUUAAUCAAAUAAAUUGAAGUUAUUAUUGUAACUUAUUGUUAUAACAAGGAUAUAAUUAUGGAAUUAUCAAAAGAUACUAUUGACGGUCUUACUAAUAUUCUAAAUAUAAAUAUUGUUACUGAUGAUAAUUUUCUACAAAUCCUAGAAACAGCUAUUUCAUACAUACAUGAAAAUCCUAUGGAAAUAAAAUGCAUUAUUAAAAAAUCUGAUUCAAAACCAGUUUUAACGAGAAAGGUUUUUACUGAUGUGGUAUGUUUACUUAUAGAGGCAGCCCGACAUGAUUUAGAUGAAGAAAGCUUGAGAAACUUUUUAAAUCUUGUAUAUAUUGAUGAAAAAAGGGUUACGAAAUUAUCUGAAGUAUACAUUAACAAUAAAACAGCAAUACAAUCUCAGUUGGAAUUAAUAGGCAAUAAUCCAUCUCACAUUAUUGAUAUAGACUGGCAUUUAGAUUAUUGUGUUAAGUUGGACACAUGUAAUUCAUUAAGUGUUCCUCUUUAUCAUGUGCGACUUAGUACUAAAAAACAUGAAACAAUAGAUCAUGUAACAUUUUCAUGUACGAUACAACAAUUGCAAGAACUGGUGUUUAAGCUCAAAGAUGCCAUCAGAUACUCAGAAAAGCUUACUAACGUUUAGCUAUGUCUUUAAGUACUACAUAUAGCACAACCCAUGU
Messenger RNA from Frieseomelitta varia, 1051 nucleotides. Its product is annotated as COMM domain-containing protein 3-like. The record is from RefSeq and is a predicted model, not a curated record. Gene Ontology annotation, biological process: sodium ion transport. Lineage: Eukaryota; Metazoa; Arthropoda; Insecta; Hymenoptera; Apidae. The transcript has 4 exons. The coding region runs from base 439 to 1014 and encodes 191 amino acids.